This is a messenger RNA of Mugil cephalus (flathead mullet), 2862 nucleotides long. RefSeq names its product Krueppel-like factor 11. Gene Ontology annotation, molecular function: DNA-binding transcription factor activity, RNA polymerase II-specific; RNA polymerase II cis-regulatory region sequence-specific DNA binding. The transcript is spliced from 7 exons. Gene Ontology annotation, biological process: regulation of transcription by RNA polymerase II. NCBI's taxonomy places the organism in Eukaryota, Metazoa, Chordata, Actinopteri, Mugiliformes, Mugilidae. The record is from RefSeq and is a predicted model, not a curated record. The coding region runs from base 1 to 2121 and encodes 706 amino acids.
AUGAGCAGCACUGCAGCCUCCGGCCACCAGGGGGAGCUCUUCUGGCUUCCCUUUAAAUCCCCCUUUAUACACAGUCUGUGGUUUGACUUCACCGCUGUGCCUAAUGAAGUGGCCGGGGCACAAAAGUCAGCUGCUCCGACCAAACUGUCCCAGGAACUAGAGUUAGAGACCAAACUGUCCCAGGAACUAAAGUUAGAGACCAAACUGUCCCAGGAACUAGAGUUAGAGACCAAACUGUCCCAGGAACUUAAGUUAGAGACCAAACUGUCCCAGGAACUAAAGUUAGAGACCAAACUGUCCCAGGAACUAGAGUUAGAGACCAAACUGUCCCAGGAACUAGACUCAGAGACCAAACUGUCCCAGGAACUAGAGUUAGAGACCAAACUGUCCCAGGAACUAGAGUUAGAGACCAAACUGUCCCAGGAACUUAAGUUUGAGACCAAACUGUCCCAGGAACUAAAGUUUGAGACCAAACUGUCCCAGGAACUUAAGUUAGAGACCAAACUGUCCCAGGAACUAAAGUUUGAGACCAAACUGUCCCAGGAACUUAAGUUAGAGACCAAACUGUCCCAGGAACUUGGAUCAGGUCUCAGAAGAACUAAACCUGGACCCGGCCCACGAGACCAGACCCAGGACUGCUCCCUGGUCACCGUGACGACAGUUUUGUUUCUGUGUGUGUGUUUUUAUGUGUGUGUGUGUGUGUGUGUGUGUGUUUGGCCGCUCUCAGCUGAAGUCAGUCUGCUGCUGCCAGCGGAGACUCUGCUCAUCUGUACCCGCUUCUCCUCCGCUCUUCCUCCGCUUCUCCUCCGCUGUUCCUCCGCUGUUCCUCCUCCUCCUCCACCUCCAGCCUCAGGAUCCGCUCCUCGAAGGUUCGACUGUGUGGACGAACGGACAGCGGCGGCGGCCAUGAAGCGGAAGGCGUGCGUCGAGCACCACGACCUUGAGGCGGCCGAGGCGUUGGUUAGCAUGAGCUUCUGGGGUCAAAGUUCACACAAGCCCCGCCCACUGACACCAACGUCAGACUCCUGCGACUCCGUCCAGCUCCACCCGGACGGAGGGGACGCCCCCAGAGACCUGGCGGCGCUGUCCUCGCUGUGCAUGACUCCGCCUCACAGUCCCAGCUUCACCGAGGCCUCCGCCUCCAGACCCGCCUCCCACCAUGUCCCCGCCUUCACCUCAGAGACCUCAGCGCCCCCCCCCCACACGGACUCGUCCAGCAGAGCCAUGGCAACCAGUGUUAUCCGCCACACCGCCGACAGCUUCGGCCUCGCCACCCCAUCCACCCCGUCCACGCCGUCCUCGCCGUCCACCCCGUCCACGCCGUCCUCGCCGUCCUCGCCGUCCACACCGCCACCAGACUGCCCGGCCCCCUCCUCGCCCCCCCCGGUGCUCUGCCAGGUGUUCCCGGUGGGUGGUGGGACGGGCAUGAUCUCAGCUUUCGUCCAGGGUCCGGUGCAGUUGCAGACUCAGGGGGGCCCCAAGCCCAUCCUGCCCCAGGCCCCCGCCCCCAGCUUUGCCCCGCCCCUGCUGGUGGGCCCCAGCGUGCCGAGGGGGGCCGUGAUGUUCGUGGUGCCGCAGGCCGCUGUCUCCCAGACGACGACGGCGGCCCCGCAGGCCGUCGUCACACUGGGCAACACCAAACUCCUCCCCCUGGCCCCGGCCCCAGUCUACAUCCCCACAGGAGGUGCAGCCAGCAGCAUCGGAGGCGGAGCCAGUGGUGUCGGAGGCGGAGCCAGCAGCGGCGUCUCGCAGGCCGAUUUCUCCCGGAGACGUAACUACGUGUGCACGUUCCCCGGCUGCAAGAAGACCUACUUCAAGAGUUCACACCUGAAAGCUCACCUCCGCACGCACACAGGUGAGAAGCCGUUCACUUGUCACUGGGACGGUUGUGAUAAAAAGUUCGCCCGCUCUGACGAGCUUUCUCGCCACCGGCGAACACACACCGGUGAGAAGAAAUUCGUCUGCACCGUGUGCGACCGCCGCUUUAUGCGCAGUGACCACCUGACCAAACACGCCCGCCGCCACAUGACCACCAAGAGGGCAUCCUCGUGGCCCUCCGAGACCCGGGACCCCAGAGGCCCCGAGCUUCCCGUCAGUCUGCUGGUCCCCGCCGGCAACUAAACCCCCCCCCCCCCCCCACCGAGCCCCUGGGACCACGGGGGCCCCCUCAGGACACCGGCCAUGUUUACAGGGUCUGAUGAAAGAAGAUGGCCGCCCCCUGCUGGAAGACUUAGUUUGUUUGAGGUGCUGCCGAGUUUAACUCACUCAGGACAUUUUAUUCCCACAACCCACAAACUCACCGGAGGAGGAAGAGGAGGAAGAGGAGGAUGAAGAGGAAGAGGAUGAGGAGGAUGAAGAGGAAGAGGAGGAAGAGGAGGAUGAAGAGGGUGGAGGCGACAGGCUGCUACUCAACCACGGACAGAAAACAACAAAAACCUGACAUUGCACUGGAUUGUUGAUUCUUGUUUUUUACUCUCAUGUUUACUUCCUCUCUACUUCCUGUUUACUUCCUGUUUAGCGUGCACUCUCUUUUCUUUCUUUUUGCCAAAGCCUGUGUGUCGUCCCUCUGUACAUACUGUAAAUAUCUCCAUAUCUAUAUGAGCGUGUACUCCCGUCUCCUGCAUCUCUUGAUAUUUUAUAAAUGUCAGUGGACAGUAUUGAUCACUGUGAUGCUACCUAUUAUCGUUAUUAUUUAACUCAGCCUGGUUGGGGCCCAUAGCGUAGCCACAAGAUACCUCAUGUUUAUGAAACUUUCAUUCUUAAGAACAGCUUCUAUCUCAAUAAUCCCAUUUCUCAACAUCUGCCUGUAAGUGAUGGUGAAGAAAACAACUUUUAUAAUAAAACUUUACCACCAAAGACUCA